This is a messenger RNA of Nothoprocta perdicaria, 3246 nucleotides long. It is a transcript of the gene CCNG2, whose product is annotated as cyclin G2. Bases 517 to 1563 code for a protein of 348 amino acids. Gene Ontology annotation, biological process: regulation of cyclin-dependent protein serine/threonine kinase activity; mitotic cell cycle phase transition. Gene Ontology annotation, cellular component: cytoplasm; nucleus; cyclin-dependent protein kinase holoenzyme complex. NCBI's taxonomy places the organism in Eukaryota, Metazoa, Chordata, Aves, Tinamiformes, Tinamidae. The record is from RefSeq and is a predicted model, not a curated record. The transcript is spliced from 11 exons. Gene Ontology annotation, molecular function: cyclin-dependent protein serine/threonine kinase regulator activity.
CAUUUUUUUUUAUCCUAGGUCAUCGUCUUCUGCGGAGGGGAGCUGCUACACUGGCACAGGAACUGUGCAGCUGCAACAAGCUGCGAAAGCCACCCCAAGCUUGGACGCUCUCGUGAUGGUCCCUUUCUCAGAGCACGGCCAGUGGAAUAUGAACAAGGUGCAGCAACACCACCAUGCGAGCAGCAACAUUUGAAGUGGCAAGAGCCUGAAGGAGAACAUCAUUAUGUCUAUACUGCAUCUCUGCGGUGCUUAUCCUGCAAACAUCACAUAGGUGACACUUGCAGAUGCCAGACAUCAGUUUGAAGUCAACACCAUUAAUAUAGGACUCUGUCAAGCGGCAGGCUGAGAUUUGACGUGACCUCCCCUGCAUCUGUCACUCUGCUAAGGGGUAGAUAACGCCAGCUGCUCACGGUUAUCAGCCAUGUUCUUAAGGGACCGGCUUGCCACUACACAUAAACUGAGUGAGAUUAUGAAGACAAGCUCGGAAACGCACACCCCGAGACUCUCCAACACCAGAUGAUGAAGGACCUGGAGGCUGGGGAGAAGAUGAACAGCGAAGCGCUCUGGCUCUUCAAGCAACUGAACCUCCACCUGGAACAGGAGGGGCGGUUUCAGCCCCGCGAGAAGGGGCUCAGCCUCAUCGAGUGCGCGGCCGAGAAUGAAAAUACUUUGUGCCCGAGACUAAGGAAUGUCAAGGUGGAAGAUCUUUGGAGUCUGACCAACUUCUUCGGUUUUGCAACUGAAACAUUUGUUUUGGCUGUUAAUAUUCUGGACAGAUUCCUGGCUCUAAUGAAGGUGAAACCAAAGCAUUUAUCUUGCAUUGGAGUCUGUUGUUUCCAACUGGCUGCCCGAGUAGUUGAAGAAGAAUGCAUUAUUCCUUCUGCUCACGAGAUCAUCCGGAUCAGCCAAUGUAAAUGCACUGUGUCCGACCUGAAACGGAUGGAAAACAUAAUUUCAGAGAAGUUGCACUUUGAAUUUAAAGCUACUACUGCCUUAACCUUCUUGCACUUGUACCAUGCUAUUGUACUGUGUCAUACCUCAGAUAGGAAAGAAGUAUUGAAUCUCGACAAAUUGGAAGCACAGUUAAAAGCUUGCAAUUGUCGCCUUGUCUUCUCUAAAGCAAAACCAUCUGUCUUGGCCUUGUGCCUUCUCACUCUCGAAGUUCAGACUUUGAAAUCUGUUGAGAUGUUUGAGAUCCUUCUGCGUGUUCAAAAGCAUUCAAAGAUAAGCGAUAGUGACCUACUUUACUGGAGGGAACUGGUCUCGAAAUGCCUAGCAGAUUAUUCGUCUCCUGAAUGUUGCAAGCCAGACCAUAAAAAGCUGGUUUGGAUUGUCUCAAGACGUACAGCCCAGAAUCUGCAAAACAGUUACUACAGUGUUCCCGAGUUGCCAACGAUACCAGAGGGUGGAUGCUUCAAUGAAAGCGAGAGUGAAGACUCCUGUGAAGAUAUGAGCAGCGGAGAAGAAAGCCUUAGCAGUUCUCCUCCGAGUGAUCUGGAAGGCGCCUUCUUCUUUGACCUCAAACCUAAAGCGAAGUGGCAAACCCUUAACUCUGAAUCUUAGCAUUAAUGCUUGAUAGUUCUAGGUUAGGAAUUUGAAUGCACCAUAAUGUUUUGGCAAUAAUAAAUGGGGAGGUAAUUCUCUAUAUACUGUCUGUAUUAAGGCAAGAGUGGCCAUGGUUUAUCCAAAUGCUUGGAAUGCCUGCCUUGUGUUGUUCUGACCUUCUGAGGAGAAGCUUCCCUUCAGGUCCCAGCUCAGCAAAAAGCUUUGUGUGUAGUUGUGCUGUCAACAAGGACAAGUGCUGCAGAGUCCUGCACAGUUGCAGUUUGGGGAGCAAGGUCAAAUGCGUUGUGCACUUGGGGUCUUCAUGCUCAGCUGCUAAAUGGACGUCAGCACUGUUGUCUCUGUAGCAGUUGAGGCUGACAAGAUACUGGGUUGGAUUAGCAAGAGGCUAGCCAGUAAUUUGAGCAAGGAGGGUUUUUCCUUUUGCUUGACAUCUGUUAUGUCUCCUCUGGACUUCUGUGUGCAGCUUUGGGCCUGCAGGAUAGGGGAAAAAAAAGAUACUGAUAAACUCGAUCAUGUCCAGGAGGGAUCUGUUAAGGGAUUUGAGGCGCAGGACCUGUUAGGGACUUGGGUUUAUUCAACCUGACAAAAAAAGGGCCUUAGGGUGGGAGUAAUGGCAGGGUGUUGAGUAGCAGCUGUUCAGUAUCUUAAGAGGAGGUUAUUAAAGCUGAAUUCCAAGUUCUUAAGAGAAAUGAGUGGUGCUAGUGUGACAGAUGGUACUUGUAAAGUGAAGCAGGAGAUUCCUGAUUAAGGGAAGAACUUCUGUGGAACACGGGUCCAGAGGGGCUGUGCAUUCCCUGUCCCGGGAGUGAGAAAACCAGGAGCAAACUGAACUGAGCUUAGGAUUGACCCUGCUUUGAGGAUUGGACUAGAGACCUCCUAAGGUCCCCUCCACCCUGAAGGAUUCUUUGCUCUUGACUUGGGUGAGUGAAUAGUAUGGGGAUGAUGAGCAUACACUGAAGUACCGUGCCGAAGUGAUGCUUACUGUCAAAUGGGCCUUUCUUGAAUACCAAAACUGCUUUUACACUUAUUUUUAUGCUGUGCUAAUUUUGGGAAGGAGUCUCUUAGUGGGUCUUGUUUUGUACUCCAAGGGCAUUUUUAAAAGCUUUUUUCAUAAACUUCAGGAAUCCCUGUUUUCAAGUAUGAAUAUCCCUGGUAAGAGUAUAAACCUAGUAAGAAUGGAGGUUUUUGUGUUUUUCAAUAUCAGUCUGUUCCUACAAGGAUACUGUCAAGUGUGUGAUGGGGCUUAAUUUCAUAUUUUCUUUCAGCUAAUGAAAACUAUCUUACACUGAAGAUGAAGCUUAUACUUUGCCUUGUAUACUUCAGUGGGUUUAAACUGUUAGUGUUAACAUGUCAAUCCAUUGUAUUAGAAUAGGCCUAUUAACAUAAAUUUUGGUAAGUCUACAUUCCUUUUAAUAUUUAACCGCUGUAGCUGAUUUGAGUAUGUUCAUGUUAUUGAUUGAGUCAUAAUCAGACUUGUUUGCAUGCUUAUGUAAAGCAGUUAGUACAGGAAAAGUUGAUAUUAUGCAGUAAUAUCAGGUAAAUGUGAUGUUGAUGAAGUAGUUGAUGUCAUGUUUUUUGCUGAUGUUUUUAUUGAAGCACAUAAACUUGAGUAUGAUUGCGUUUCUCCAUAUUGAAAAUAUGGCUAGGUAGCAAGUGAAGAAAUUCACUGAGAAUAAAGGU